AUGACGACCAAUCACUUAAGAGUAAUAUAUGGGGGAGCUGACUGGACCAGCGCUAAUGGCUUCACUCCGGAUCGUAUCUGUCAGAUUCUAAAGUACCUUGCGAAAGAGGGUGUAUUGAUAGGGAAGACAAAUGUGGCAACUUUCGAAUUCCAAAUCAAUACCAAAAUUCCUGGUGGACUGUGGCCCCAUGUUGAGAUGACCAAAGAAAAUGUAAUUCGAUCUAGACAGGGGAGCUUUAAAACCCUUGGUGUUGAUCAGGUCGAUAUCUACUACAUCCAUGCUCCUGGUCGCAAGAUACCACUUAAGGAAACACUUGAAGGUAUCAACGAAUUAUACAAAUCAGGCGCAUUUAAAUACUUCGAGAUAGAAGAAGUUAUCAGCAUCGCAAAGGAAAAUAAAUUCGUUUUGCCAUCUGUCUAUCAGGGGUUCUACAAUGCCGUGGGUCGCCGCGUUGAAACAGAUAUCUUUCCUAUCCUUCGCAAAAAUAACAUGUCCUUUCAUGCAUAUGCCCCUUUAGGCGGUGGUUUCCUAGCGAAAAAACCUCAAGACAUCGCAGUGAAUCCUAAGGGUCGCUUUGCAAGUGAUCACUAUAAACCUAUGUUCAACAUAUUAUUCAAUAAGACGGAUAUGUUGGAAUUUAUGGCAGGCUUUGGAAAGAUUGCUCAAGAGGAAGGGAUUUCCCAAGCGGAGCUAGCCUAUAGAUGGCUAAGAAAUCACUCUUUCUUGAGGCCCGAGCUCGGUGAUGCAGUCAUCAUUGGGUGUAGCUACGGAAGGAGCUUGAAAAUUGCACUGGAAUGGCUGAAAGCCGGUCCCUUGAGCGACACAGCAGUAAACAGGUUGGACGACAUAUGGAAGGGAGUAGAAAAGAAUGCCGUGCUGGAUGUUUUCAAUGACCUCCUUGACGCGGGCUAUACGAAGGCACACUUGUUUGAUGAUUUUGGGGACAUGUCUAAAGUCAGAUUUACCUGA
This is a messenger RNA of Talaromyces proteolyticus, 969 nucleotides long. Its product is annotated as NADP-dependent oxidoreductase domain-containing protein. Bases 1 to 969 code for a protein of 322 amino acids. NCBI's taxonomy places the organism in Eukaryota, Fungi, Ascomycota, Eurotiomycetes, Eurotiales, Trichocomaceae. Gene Ontology annotation, cellular component: cytosol. The transcript is spliced from 4 exons. The record is from RefSeq and is a predicted model, not a curated record.